Molecule: messenger RNA, 5856 nt
Organism: Ramularia collo-cygni
Lineage: Eukaryota; Fungi; Ascomycota; Dothideomycetes; Mycosphaerellales; Mycosphaerellaceae
Exons: 1
Coding region: 1-5856 (1951 amino acids)
Biological process (GO): chromatin organization
Cellular component (GO): HIR complex; nucleus
Molecular function (GO): protein binding; nucleosome binding
Source: RefSeq, a predicted model, not a curated record
AUGUCGGGCUUUCACGCGCUCAACAUCGAGUCGGAUGAUGAGUCCGACAUUGAAAUCGACGACACCAAGGAGAUCCAAAUCGAGGAAGCUCUCAAGCUCUAUCAAAUUGCCCUGAGAUUCCACUCGGAAGGUCCUGAUUCGUAUGAGAAAGCGUCCAUCGCAUAUCAGCAGCUGUUCGACUCUGAGAUUUUUAAAUAUCCCGAGUCACAGACUGAGCUCCAGCGCAUCGAGCUAUAUGGCGCUUCCCCCGAGAUUGAAACCAUCUGGGACGAUGUCGUACCUGGAUCUGUAACCGCCGCSAACAGCCUGGAUACUGGGCCAAGUACGCUGCCUCAAGUCCUGCACCUUUCACACAAGAACUAUGCGCAAUUCAAAUUGGAUGCCUUGGAAGCGAAGUUUGACAUUUUCAACGUCACUCUUAAUCAGAUUCUGGCCGAUGCUACUGCUGCGUUGAACCACUUCGUUCAGGCGCUGGACAAGGAUGAUAGUGAUAUCGACUUGUGGCGGCGAACUGCAUCAGUUGGGGAAAUACUUGACAGCGGACGUGUCGCGCGCUACUGCUUGGAAUCUGUUCUCGAUGGCGACGAAGAAGGUCUGGGUGGCAUGCUCUCUUUGCCGGGACUUGAGGAGGGCUCCGCCGCCGAAAAGCUACGGGAGCUGGUUGGCGACAUGCAGGAUCAGCUGUCUCUACUGCAAAGUCCACUCCUCAUUAACAAGCGAAAGGUACUAUCAAAGGCUUUGAAAGAGCGCCUGCAUCCCUACUUUGAUAUUCUGCAGCGCGAAUCCGAACUGCGAAAGCAGCAAGAGAAAGCMACAAUACAGGAACCAGACCGAAUUGUGCUCAAACGUCCACAAACUUGGGCUGAGAUGGGCGACAUUCUCCUGCGACAGCUCCUUGCCGAGCAACAUGGCACAUCAUCUGCUCGACCGGGCGUAGCGGUCGCUUUUGACCUGAGCACGACAGAAUCUGAAGACGAGAUGGCCGUCGAGCAGCUGAUGUCUCCUGACGAACCACCGUCUCCCGUCAACACAUCAGCUUUGACUGCGUAUCCCUCUUCUAUUGAUGAGCAAUUUCCCGGACUCGAUUACGGCAAGCCCACUACGCAACCGCAGAUAGCACCUGCGCAUCCCAGCAUGCGACUCGAGACAAGGCCUCGUUCCGAUUCAGAUGCAAACAUGAUGGACUCUCCAACCCUGACGCUACCUUCACGGAAACGCUCGGGCGAUGCGGCAGGUCUCAACGAUGGGCUAGAAGAAAGCCGCUCUAAAAGCAGGCGAACCCGUGCUCGAGAGUCAAACGCGGACACUGGAGACACGCGCAAAGCCCUCAUCGAAGCCAACAUCCAGUGGGAAUAUGAGCAGCAAUUGAAUGAAUUCCAGGCUGCCGAUGAUUGGAUGUUUGAGACAGUCGGAAAUCUCUUUGAGAAGGUCGGAAUUGUUGGAUUCGGCGCUGCUAAGAACAUUCGUCAAGAACUGCAAAUCGCAUCACCUGGAGAGCACUCUGCGUCAGCGGAUACAGAGCCCACGGCGGAGCCGGACUUGAGAUGUGCACGAGCAGACCUCCACGCCUUUCUACACCAAUACAACGAACAGCUGGCGCAUUUGUUUCGUAACAGCAGCGAGAGCCUCGACAUCAGUCAAAGUAUGAACGCUGCCGGCAACCUGUUUGCAAGUGGUGGCACCUCGACCAGCCCGUCGAAAACACCUCUCCUACCAAACGAUGGACUUGAUGAGCUGAUCCAAAGUCUGAACGAUGACUGGACCUUGGUCCAAGCUGCAGCCUGGAGAUUCAUCGGCGCACUUUUGAUUCCUGGUCGCCUGUCGUCCUCAUCGCCGGGCAACAGCUACAUCCAGUUUCUCUGGCCCGAAAGCCUCAAAACGAUGGUCGUACGAAUCCUCGUCAAUUUUGACGAGACCAUCUUCAAGCAGACGGCUGCCGAGCUAAACAAGCUAAGGGAAUGUGUGACGAACGAAGAGGAUCUCAAAGCGACAGCACUUGCCGAGAUGGCACAGACCAUUUUCGAGUUGCACCUUGACAUUUACUGUYUGAUAAAAUCACCAAACAGUGGCGUGGAAAGCGCAACUGUAAUAAGUCAAGGCGAGCGGCUGAACCGAUGGGCAGAGCUUUCGAGGGAAGUCAUGCAGGUCUGUCGCGAGGCGGAUGUAGAUGAAAAUGGGACUCCGAGCUUGAAGGAUGCCCUGUCUCUGAGAUUCCUCUGGGCGACGGCUUGCAACAUCGGUGCAUCCUCAGAUAUAGCGCAAGAGCAUGUUCUGGAGUGCAUGAGCGAUCUCCGGAGAAUCUUUGUGGCUGCGGGCGAGCCUUGCCUGCAACUUCAGAACAAUGCCAUCAUGCCAGAAUUGUCCGUCUCGGCGCUGGAUCGGGAGGUGUCGAAGCUGACAACGCGAGAAUUCUUCUUGAAAAUCACAAACCAGGAUGUCAAAGAAGAGCCUGCGGCAGUCAUCGAAAGUCUUGAGCCACUGCUGGAGUGCGUGAUGCCAGAGAGACACAUGUCAGACAACGAAGUAGAUGAAGCCCCAGGGAAGCCCGCGCCUUAUUCAGCGAAUCCUGAACUUGUGUCCUUCCUGGAGAGCAGCCCCAUCACCGUAAAGUUGCUUCUUUGGCAGCGGUUGCGAGACGCCUACGUCAACAUUGACUAUUCCCCGAUGGUGACGUACUGUUAUUUGCGCAUGAUUCGGAUGGUCUUGAAAGAUAUGAAGUCCUCCGACAAGAUCAACCUCGCACGAAGUGAGCGUCAAGUAUUGGUCAUUGAAAGUCUGCGCUUGGUGCGGGAAAUGGUCACUAAGCUAUACACAUUGGUUCAGACCGACAAGAGCGCCCUCGAAUGUGUGGAUGAGCCGGGUCUGAGACUUGCAGUCAGUAGCUUCGGCGAGGUCUUGCAGCUGCUGCAAGUCUUCAACAUUGCUCACGACAACAUCCACGUAGGCAAAUCUGACCCCCCAUCAUUGCCAAGCGGUUUGCCUGCUCCCUCGUUUGCAGCAAUUACCACUAUCGUUCAUGAGAUGCAAGUCCAGCUCUGGAUUGUGCUCUAUGCAUUGCUCAAGGAGGCCAUUUUGCAGAAUGCCGAAAGUUAUCCCUCUCCGCUGGAAGACCGAUUCGACUUCCUGCGUACCGUCCAUCGCAAUCUUGGUCUUCGCGGGAUCUGUGGCGUUGCCAACCGCGCAUUCGUCCGCAUGCUCAAGGACGAGCUGUUUCAAAUGACCCAUGUCGAAGGAUAUGACAGCGAACAAGCACAAGUCCUGUAUGAUCUCUACGGCAUCAACUGCUUCCUGAACCCAUCGUAUGAGCUUAUCGAGCACCGGUGUACACGGGACGCGUUUCUGGACCGUGGAGUGGCACUUCAAUCCACAGAUCUGCUGCUAGCACAAGCGUCAAAAUUGCCCAUGAGAGAGUUGGUGAAGCACUCGUUGAAAGAUACUAUUGAAAAGGUUCAUGGUGCUCUACCGAAGAAAAAAUCCACCGAGGCCAUUGUCAAGAAUAGGGACGCAUAUCGUGCCUACCUUCGCUCGCCAAUCAACCCUCUGGACCUUUUCGAUUGCCUGAAAGGCGAAGGCAACCAUCUCCCCGUCACAGCAAUUGACAAGAAUGACGUGCUACUGGCCUCCAAAGGCUGGUACUUUCUCAUGGGACAAAUGGCUCUUACAAGGUUUCGCUGUCAAAAGCGGACAGCGCCCGCUCCACUUGAGGACGUGGAAAUUGCCAUUGCAUUCUUCUUACAGGAUCUGGAAUACUCUUCCGAGCGUUGGGAAACAUGGUAUCGUCUGGGUCAGGCGUACGACACAAAGAUUGAGGAGAAUGUUGUGUGGUCGGCCGAGAAGCUCAAUAGUCAAAUGCCUGAGAUCAUCGCGCUUCAGAAGAACGCCAUACACUGCUAUACUAUGGCCACCAGUUUGGCUCAUCGUUGUGCGGACCUGGCUUUCAAGACCUCCGACAAGAUGGCUUCGCUCUAUGAGGAUUUCGCUACAAGACUGUACAGUUCCUCUCGCGAACCGUUCAGCAUGCAACCCUUUGCGCUGCAGGAAGAAGUCGACAGAUUCGUCACCAAGUCGAACAACGUAUGCAAAGACAAAUCCUUCCGACCACUGCGGCUGUACGCCGCAUGGAAGCUGGCCAAUGCUCUCUUCGGCAGAGCGCUUGCCAGGCAGCCAGACAAUUGGAUGCUACAUUACAUGGUUGGGAAAUGUCGAUGGAAGAUGCACUCCGCUCCAGAAUCACUUCGCCUGACUGGCGAGAAGCGUGAAGUCCCUCCCACCGGCCACGACGUACUCGCAUGUUUUCUCAGGGCUCUUGAGCUGUUGCCAGAAAAGGAUAAAAAGGAAGGCAAGGACACGAAGCGGGAACCGGUGUUGGAACCGCACUACAAGCUCCUCAGCAUCACGCACAAAUUGGUGCUCCUUGGUAGCAUCAGUCUGCAAGAGGGCAUCGCAGCUUUGGAUCGCACACAGUACUCACGACUCAUAACUGGCCCAGACACACUUGCAGACUGGCCGGAGUAUGCUCUUACCGUGCUGAAGAGGAUUCGUGCGGCCGACAAGUCAAACUGGUACCACCGUAUGAUUGCCCGGGCUGCACAUAUCAAAUACACUACACCCUAUAACCCCGCGUACCGAACCACACCGAACGUGGAUGCGGCUCGAAAUGAGAUGAUGGGGGACCUCUUCACCAAGACCAUGGUCCUGCAAGUUUGGCGCCCAGAGGCAGAGCGUGCUGGGCGCCACUUCGUUUACACCGCUCGCUAUACACGUUUCUUGGUCAAGAUCCUCCAGGAACUCCGCGAUCGAGCAAGUAUGGAGACUCUGGCGCGACGAGUCAGGCGUCGCCCGCACGACAUCUUUGAGCAUUCUCUUGUGUGGCAGGACAUUUGCACAGCAUACCUCUCCAUGCUCCGCGCACACGGACAGCUCAGUGAGGGACUGGAGACCAGCACAUUCAGUAAUAUUUCACACGAAGAAUUUCUUGCCCGCAAAGAGCCCUUGGAGAAGUGGAUGGAGAAGCAGGAUCCAGGGACUCUCCCCGCGCUUGAUGUUAUGCGUGAUGUGCAGGAGCUGAAGAAAAUCAACCAAGGUCUGAUGAAGCCGAGCGCUAUUGAUGACCUCAUUGGAGACUCAUAUGCCAGUCUUUUCAACGGUAUUGGGAAAACGCUGUGGGAGGAAUACAAGCGGGAGCAGCGGGAAGAAGAGGCGAAAAAAGUGCCUGUCAGCCCACCUCGAAGUCAAGUGAUGAGUCUCAACCAUUUGAUGAACACCGAUGGCGCUAGUGAUGCGCAUCCGCCGGCGGUUCCCCCACAGGCAUCAACUGUUGUGAAUGACCCUGCUUCUGGAGCUUCGAAGAAGAUUGGCGCGGGACGAAAGACUGGGGUCGGAAGAAGGGAGAUCCGAGCCUGUGCUGAGGCCGGCUUCCAGAAGUCUAGUGCUCAGCAAUCAAGGAAAGAUGAAGUCACUGCCACAGUCAUCAGGCCUGCGCAGGUGGUCAUUCCACGCCAUCGACCGCUGGAUUUACAGACAGUCCCGGAGAGUGCGCCGGGAAGCGUGCACGACAGUGCUGAUGACGAGAGUGAGUUGAGCGAAUUGGAAGAGGAAGGUGAUGAUGAAGGAGGUGGCCCAGAGAGUGAUGAUGAAGAGGCACCAAAUGAAGCUCCGGCGCUACGACCCACGUUUCCAGGCUUGACUAGUAUUACGGCUCAUGGCAAACAGGAGGAGGGCGCAAGGCGUGAUGAAGCUGAGCGUAACAAGUCUGUGGCAGCGGUGGAACAGAAUGAGGAUGUGGAGAUGCUAGACGAAGGCAAGGAUGAUGGCGAGAAGAUGAUCGACGAUGCAAUGGUGGCAGUGCAAGCCUAA